AUGGUGGCUACGUUGCAGGGCUUCAACUAUGGAGGCUCACCAAGACCCAGAUUCUCUUUCACCACUAAAGACACAGACAAAGGCAUUCGCAUUCAACCCAUUAAAGCCAAAGCAGCAACCACCGAGGCCUCUCCGUUUCCUCUGCUUCAGUCUCCCCGAGCUGAAGACUCUCCCUCUGAGUUGGAGCCAGCAGAUCCUGAUUUCUACAAGAUAGGGUUUGUUAGAAGUAUGAGAGCUUAUGGAAUUGAAUUUAAAGAAGGCCCAGAUGGGUUUGGAGUUUAUGCUUCCAAGGAUGUUGAACCACUUCGCCGUGCUAGGGUGAUAAUGGAAAUACCACUAGAACUGAUGUUAACUAUAAGCCAAAAGCUCCCAUGGAUGUUUUUCCCAGAUAUAGUACCGGUGGGUCACCCAAUAUUUGAUAUCAUCAAUUCAACUGAUCCAGAGACAGGUUGGGAUCUAAGGUUAUCUUGCCUUCUUUUGUAUGCAUUUGAUCGGGAGGAUAACUUUUGGCAGUUGUAUAGUGAUUUUUUACCCAGUGCAGAUGAGUGCCCCAGUCUGCUUUUAGCUAGCGAGAGGUUUUAUGGCUUCGCCAUCUGCUUGGCUUCUGGAUUGACUUGUACACUCCUGUCGAUGCUUGUUUUCUUCCAUCCAAUCAAGUUUGCAAUUACAUUCACACUUGGGAAUCUGCUUUCACUUGGCAGUUCUUCGGUGGCUCGGCCCUUGAGGCUUGAUCAGUUGCUGCCUUGCUGGGUUAUUCACUCCAGUCACUCCACCGAAUCUAGGAUGUUAAAGAGGAACUGUGUGAAUCAGAGGGCCACAAAUGAAAGCUUGAAGAGAAUAAAGUUUGUAAUUGUCUCUUUGACUAGAUGGGGUGCACUUAUCUUUAGUGGAUACAAGUUUUUCACCGGAGGCAAAGGCAAGAAGGAAGAGGGCUUUCAGAGGGUAAACAAAAGGAUGUACUUAAAGCUGCUGGUGCAUUGUUUUCAUUUGUAAGGUUUAGGCAGGGUUAAUGUGCAUCACAUUUAUGUACAAGUAUAAGUUAAUGGUUAGUGUUUUAUGGUUAGGGUUAAUGUUGGGAUAGAAUGACUGUUGGAUAUAAGGAUGAAUGUAUCAAAUCUUUACAUAAAUGAAUGUGUUUUUGGAUGUGUUGU
This is a messenger RNA of Rosa rugosa (rugosa rose), 1151 nucleotides long. Its product is annotated as protein PLASTID TRANSCRIPTIONALLY ACTIVE 14-like. Gene Ontology annotation, cellular component: chloroplast thylakoid; plastid-encoded plastid RNA polymerase complex. The record is from RefSeq and is a predicted model, not a curated record. Bases 1 to 993 code for a protein of 330 amino acids. Gene Ontology annotation, molecular function: protein-lysine N-methyltransferase activity. Gene Ontology annotation, biological process: thylakoid membrane organization; peptidyl-lysine monomethylation; vesicle-mediated transport. Lineage: Eukaryota; Viridiplantae; Streptophyta; Magnoliopsida; Rosales; Rosaceae. The transcript has 11 exons.